Mesorhabditis spiculigera is the source of this 2346-nucleotide messenger RNA. Lineage: Eukaryota; Metazoa; Nematoda; Chromadorea; Rhabditida; Rhabditidae. The record is from the annotation of a GenBank genome assembly.
AUGGAGAACCCCGAGGAUUGUCUCGAGGACCAUGUCGUCCGUAGGCCGACAACCGAUGGGUUAAUGAUCGGCCCUGUUGUCCCUUUCGACCCGAUGGCUAAUCGGGUGAUCCGGUGGCAGAUGGUGGUGGGCAAGUUCCACCACACAAAUUAUCCUGAUGGGCGGCUCGCUGCUUUUAAACACGUUGGGCCUGGCCCCGUUUUCCUCCAGGAAGACGAUCAGGUGCUCGACUUGCAGAGCCAGGUGGAUCCGGGCAAUUCGCGAUGCCGCCCCCCUUAUCUUGUGAUUUGGGAAUCGUUCCGUGCAUCGGCCCCCGGCGAAGAUCAGAAGAGGGAUACUUGGAAUAGUUCUAUCGUUCGACUCCAAUUUGGCCUCGACUGUAACCUGUGCAAGAAACUCGGGAACCUCAAGAUCAAGUCCGGGUUCACAAAGAUGUGCACCAUUUGCUAUUGGCUUAUUCGGCGCGCCCCUAAAGCCGAAUGCCACGACGAUGCGCACCGCGAGGCGCGAGAGAACUUCGGGAAGCUGGUGCAGUACAUCUGCAAGUUGUGCGACUGCGUCAUCAACGACCUCAACGCCAGGGACCAGCACGUCACCGGGAAGCGCCAUCGUAGCCAAUACAAAGUCAAGGUGGACCCGACGUUGCCGUUAUACCUUGACGAGCGGAUCGCGCCCAAGACCACCGCCUUCCCGGCGCGCAUCGUUCAACGCCAACCGGUCGUCCUCACCAACCAGGAGCGUCGCCAACUCGAGGACAACUACGCGCGGAUGCUCUGCGAAAAGUUGCCGCCAAAUGGCGAACAGCUGCACCAUAUCGAGGACACGCUGCGCAAGAUUGAAGGCGGGCUGAAGGCCGUCUCCGACGUCAUCUCCCAUCGCAACAACAAAGGACCACAGCCCGACCCCUCGCAACGGAUGUACCUCGGCAUCAUGCGCGUCGGGCCGCUCGCCUUCCGCACGCUCGUCAAGUCGGACACCGAGGUCGAGGUCGUGCUCAUGACGAGCAACGAGCGGAUCACGAGCCUGCCCAACUUCAACGGCACCAUCCCGUUCAAGCAGUACUCCGGGUAUUUGGACAUCAGCGACCAGAAGAGCUUGUAUUAUUGGUAUGUCGAGUCGCAGAACAAGCCCGACACCGACCCGCUGAUUUUGUGGCUGAAUGGAGGCCCGGGAUGCUCAUCGUUGGAAGGCCUUUUCGUCGAGCUGGGCCCAUUCCGCGCGAACAACUUUGGCGCGCAGCUGACGUUGAACCCUUAUUCGUGGAAUAAGUACGCAAAUAUCAUCUUCCUGGACGCGCCAGCCGGCGUCGGUUUCUCCGUGCGCCGUGAUGGCCGGUGGAAUUAUACUGAUGACGAGGUGGCCGACGAUAAUCAUAAGGCCCUGAUGAUCUGGUUCGAAAAAUUCCGCGAACGCCGCGCCAACGACUUCUACGUGGCCGGCGAGAGCUACGGCGGGACCUACGUGCCGAUGCUAGCCCAACGGCUUGUCAAUGAUUGGAAGAAUUUUGUUAAUUUUAAGGGUUUCUUCGUCGGAAACGGCUGCCUGAACUCGCACCUCGAGUUCAACUCCUUGAUCCAGUACAGCUACAACCACGGGUUUAUCGACGAGACGCUAUACCGCAUCUCGGUCGAGCAGUGCUGCUCCGGGUCCACCGACUGCGAUUGGUACAACAUGGCCGUCGAUCCGAUGAAUAAAUGCACGAAUAUUUCUCAAGACCUCUACUUCUCCAACUACUACACCGGCCUCGACCCGUACUUCAUCUACUUUACGUGCUAUUUGACGGAUCAGCCCCAAGGCUACACUCCCCCGAUGGCGAUGGCCCGGCAAAAGAUGAAGAUGAUCAAGGGCAAGAAUUCGCCGCAUCUAGCCGAUUUACCCUCGUGCGCCCACUACAACGACAGCACCGUAUAUCUGAUGCGUGACGAUGUGCGGAAGGCGCUGAUGAUCCCGAAUAGCGUGCCGGUUUACAAGAGUUGCAACGAUGAUAUUGCUAACGACUACAUCCAACAAUACCUGGACAUUUCGCCAUUUGUGAAAGAAGUGGUCAGCUAUCAGAGAAAGGCGAUGUUCUUCAACGGCGACAUCGACUCGGUGUGCAACGUCAUGCAUAAUGAGCAGUUUAUGAGGCAACUUGGAUUGCCGCUAGUGAAAGCAAAAGCCCCAUGGAAUGACAACGACCAACUGCCGCCGACCGUCGGGUUUUUGACGCAAUAUAAAGGUCUCGACUUCCUGACGAUACGGGGCGCCGGCCAUUUCGCCUCCUCCUCCAACGAAAAGCCCAAAGAAUCUCUGCAAAUGUUCUACAAUUUUGUGAAUAAUCGCGACUACAGUCUGCCCAUACCAAAG